Messenger RNA from Benincasa hispida (wax gourd), 1211 nucleotides. RefSeq lists its product as uncharacterized. Lineage: Eukaryota; Viridiplantae; Streptophyta; Magnoliopsida; Cucurbitales; Cucurbitaceae. The record is from RefSeq and is a predicted model, not a curated record.
AAGGGAGGCGAGGCUUCUUGGUUAGGAACCCGAAUCGGAGAACCCCACCCAACCCUACAAAGAUAGAGAGGGAGAGAUUAAUGUAGAGAAGGCGAAGAGGAUAACGGCGAACGGCGAACGGCGAGAUCUGGGAUAUCAAAUGGCGCUGCCGGCGUCAAUUUCGCUGCCCUCCUUAUCUCCGACGUCCAGGAUUAUUCUAUUCAAGGAGAAACCAUCUUUUAAUAGCUGCUUGCUGCUGUAUGGUAGUCGCCAAGCUACCCUUGCAACUUCAAUGAAAGUAAAAAUGGCACGGUUUAUGGAUUCUAAUUCCAUGCCUAUAGAAAUUGAAAGUUUGAAAGAGAAGAUGCAGGAGGUCGUUCCUGAACCCGUUAAAAUUUUUCCAUGGAAGGAAGCAGAGAAGAUACUGGUGGAGAGACUGCUUUUUAUGGGGAAGGAGACACUGAAAUGGUCUCUUCUCUUGUUCUUUGUUCUCAGCUCCUUUUCAGAUUUUGUAGCAUCCAUAGUUAGAAAUGAGGAGUUACUGAUUCCAAUUGGCCUCUUUAUUGGUGUCUUGUUGACUGACCUUUUAAAAGAGAUAUCUCAAGAAGUGUUUGGCAAAAGCAACUCUGAGGAAUCAAUCUUCAAGAAACAACUUUAUGGUCUCGGUUCCUUCUUCGUUCUCGUGAAGCUAAUUGCUUAUGGCUUCGUAAUUCAAGCACAGGCAUUUCCUUUGCAUGUUGCAAAUGGGGGGUUAAUGCAAGUUUUGUGGCUGUGGAGAAAUUUGUCAAGAGAAAGAAAUCGACCAAAUGAACAAAGCCCAUUUGUAGGUCAAGGUACAUCUUAAACAUGGAUGAAUAUGAUUGUUUCAGAUGUCAAUAUUCGCUUCCAAGAAGAAUUUGGUCAUCAUGUAAGGAUGGGAGAACAUGAUGUUAUGAGAUGUAUGGAAACCUUUCAUUCAAGACGCAUCGGUGAACCCCAGCCAUGUAUAAGUAGGUUUUCUUUUCCUUUUGAGUUCAACAAUUAAUGGGGUGGAAAGAUAUGAAUUGCUGACCUCUUGGUUGACAUUUUCUUAGACCAGUUGAGCUAUACUUGGGUUUGUGUGUAUGAGUAUGUAUCCAAACUCUUGCUCUGAGACGUAAUGCUAGCUAGGUAUUGUUUAUCGGCUUCAUAAUUUGGUAAUGAGCAAAGUUUUGGCGCUGUCUUCCUUUGGGCCCCUCCCUCUUUUUGGUGAA